Pyricularia pennisetigena is the source of this 339-nucleotide messenger RNA. RefSeq lists its product as uncharacterized. Bases 1 to 339 code for a protein of 112 amino acids. The record is from RefSeq and is a predicted model, not a curated record. NCBI's taxonomy places the organism in Eukaryota, Fungi, Ascomycota, Sordariomycetes, Magnaporthales, Pyriculariaceae. The transcript is spliced from 2 exons.
AUGCCGGAUAUCCGAACUCUGGAAAACAGGGAAAUGGUCAAUAAUUUUAUCGAAUCGGGUGAGCGCCUUAACGACAAACUGCGCCGCCUCCUCAAACAUUGUAAAGGCCGCAUGCUUAACUAUAAAAAAAUCAAAGGCAAACUUUACACUAAUACCGGUCCCAGGUUUGUCGACAUAUUGCUUGAGCGUGACUACGAGCUCAAUACGGAAAAGUUCAUGUCCUCUAAAUGGGACAUCGGCCGGGCAAACGGCCAACCGGAGGUCUUUUCUAUCGAAGUAAUCAAGCUAGCCGUGGUAGCAAGCCACACCGAUAAGCGCUACGAAACUCUAUGGGAGUAG